This is a messenger RNA of Geodia barretti, 1694 nucleotides long. The record is from the annotation of a GenBank genome assembly. NCBI's taxonomy places the organism in Eukaryota, Metazoa, Porifera, Demospongiae, Tetractinellida, Geodiidae.
CUCCACGCUCGACCGCUCUAAUAAAAGCGCACCGUCGCGGAUGCGGUCUUUCUUGAGAAUAGUUCGUUGAUGAAAACUCCGAACAGAGCAAUACUAACACGAGAAGGCCAAGUUUCGACCGUUUUUCAAUCUGAGGGCUUCAAGUAUUCCGCUGUAUUCCUGGUCUCCCGGCGUAGAAAACAUUCGUUGACACGCGAUAAAGAGAGAGGCGUGGCUCAGCAGGAAUGGACGUUCGUAAUGUGGUCUGGUGGAUCAGGACAGUUCUUACAGUCUUCCUUAGUCUGGACAUAGACCUUGUGUUUGUGAUGGGAGGUCAGAGUGAGGUGGAGAAACACCUGGCUGAAGGAAAGAGACUCCUGCAAGAAGGACAGCUCUCUGAUGCCCUCUACCACUAUGCCGCUGCAGUCGAUGGUGACCCCUCUAACUACCUGACUUAUUUCAAGCGAGCAGCAGUGUACCUCGCAAUGGGGCAGACCAAGAAAGCUCUGCCAGACCUCACUUCCUCCAUUUACCUCAAACCUGACUUCCUCCAGGCCAGGGUCGAGAGAGCCAGCACUCUGCUGAAGAUUGGCAAACUAGAUGAUGCAGUGGCUGACUAUACAGAACUGGCAACAGGCUCCUCCAGUAUGGCUGUUGAUGCUCAGACUACUCUGGCAGCUAUUCCUAAUAUCAAGACCAGUGUGGAGAUGGCAGAGGCUCUGAUCAACAAACAUGACUACAGAUCAGCAGUGGAGAGACUGGGAGAGGCCAUUGAGUUCUGCCCGUGGGACGUCCAUUUGAGGGAGCUGAGAGCUCAGUGUUAUGAGGCUAUUGGCAUGCUUCAGUCAGCCAUCAGUGACAUAAAAAUGAUGAGUCGCUUGGUCCACGAUAAUACGGAUGCCUUCCACAGGAUGAGUCUGCUCUACUAUCACAUGGGGGAGGCUGAGGACUCUCUCAGGGAAAUACGAGAGUGUCUAAGACUGGAUCCUGACCAUAAAGUAUGCUUCCCUUUCUACAAGAAAGUGAAGAAGUUGGAUAAGCAGCUCAGAACUGCAAGUGAAAUGAUCCAAAACCAAGAUUACAGCGGAGCAGUGACAAAACUGGAGACAAUUCUGACAACAGAUGAACUCUCAGAGGCCCUGAUAUUGCAUUGCAGUGUCAACCUCUGCCACUGCCACUCAAAGCUGAAGAACCUGAAGGAGGGGGAGGAGUGGUGUGGGAAGGUUCUGGAGGUGGAACCAGAGUCAAUUGAUGCUCUCUGUGACAGGGCAGAGCUCUACAUCAGGCACCAGAUGUAUGAGGAGGCAGUCAAAGACUACCAGACAGCCAAUAGCAUCGAGGACCACCCCAACAAGGUUAACGAAGGUCUGGAGAGAGCUCAGAGAUUACUUAAACAAUCUCAGAAGAGAGACUAUUACAAGAUACUAGGAGUUUCAAGAACGGCCUCCAAAGGAGAGAUCAACAAGUCCUACCGCAAGCUGGCCCAACAGUGGCACCCCGAUACCUAUGAUGGAGAAGACAGAGCUAAAGCUGAGAAGAUGUUCUAUGACAUUGCAGCAGCUAAAGAGGUCCUCACUGACCCAGAGCUUCGUGAGAAGUUUGACAAUGGAGAGGACCCUCUGGACCAUGAGGCUCAGAACCAGAAUCCCUGGGGUCAACACGGAGGUCCCUUUGGCCAUGGACAUGGCUUCACUUUCAAAUUCAAGUGGCAAUGA